CAUUUAUGUAACUGACUCGUUGUGAAAAUGUUAUUAGAUUUAUUAAAUGGUUUACAUCUUAUUCUAACAGAAAUUAUAUUAAUGCUACUUACGUCUUAUGAUGAACAAACACCACCAUUCAUUCGUUCACCUCUUCAUCACGUUAAUAUAAAUGGAAUUCUUUAUGAACCAAAGGUAUUUAGUUAUGGUACAUCGGCUGAUGAAGACGUCUACAGAAUAGGAAAUACUACCAAAGAUCAGCAAACAGAGAUGAUUAUGGAAAUUCUAUCGUCAAGACCAAAUGCAGAACGACAAAAUAUUGUGCAUCGGUACAACAGGAUUUUUAAAAAAUCUCUACUAAACGAAAGAGAAAACUUUAAAUCGGGAUUAAUGAAACAAUUAUUUGAAGAUCUACUAACAGACACAUCUAUAUUAUUAGCUGAUGAGCUGUACACUGCAAUAAGUGCUUCCAAUUUACAAAAAACGACAAGUAUACUGAUUGAUUUCUGGGGUGAUGAAUUUGAUCAAGUGGAAACUGCUUAUAAAAUAUAUUCUACAGAAUCAAUCUGGAAGUCUAUAAAGAAAAAAUUUGGAAAAUCUGUAAAAUCUAUUUUACAUUGCAUAGUUGAAACAAGAAAAUAUGAAACUAAACAAGAAUAUCCAAUUAAAGGUCGAGGUGGUAAGCCGAUAGUUAAAAACACAGUAGUGGUUGAGGUAUUUUAUGACUUGAUGAACGUGUUGGAUUCGAACAACGAUGUGGGACAGCAACUUGGUGAACGUCUAUGUAAACUUGAUUCAUUUCAAUUUCAAAAACUAAACAUGAUUUAUAGAAAAAAACCCGUUAGACAACUUGGUGAAGUUCUUGAAAGCAGGACAUCGGGUCAACUCCACGAUAUUUUAUUAGCAAUGUAUAAUUAUUCCAUUAAUAAACCAAUGUAUUUUGCUACGUUAAUCCACGAUGAGCUUCAUAAAGAACUUACUGAUAGCUUGAGUGUUCAACGUUUCUUUAUUUUUCGUUCUGAGAUGGAAGAAUGAAGCUUGCAGAACUGUUGUAUAUGUACCAACAAGAGACUGAUCAAUAGCAGUCAUAAACAAAAAUAGGAAAAUACAAGCAAACAACACCAAAAGAAUUUAAACUUCACCCCAUUGCACAAGCAGGUAGCUAACAGGAUUCAGUAGCUAAGUGGACAACGCGGAAACGAUUGAAGCGAACAGUACUUGAUUCGAUUCCCAGAGCGGAUCUAAACUCGGAUGCAGAUACAUCCAGUGAAUGAGUCCCAAAUAGGACGAAACGCGCAUCAUGGAUUCCACUGAUAACCACUAUCGAUUUUUGUUUAAAAAAUCAUUUGCUUACGUAUGUUAUAACUCUAAGAAUGAGAUUUCAUUUGUCUCAACUUUCACUGUUUCUCAGUCAGAUAUGUGUCAUUCAAAUUAAUUUUGAAUAUUUUUUUCUGGUUAGCGUUUUUUUAGCGAGUUAGUUUUCUACGGGAUGGGGACGCUAACCCCAUGCCCAACCCUCCUCCUUUAUCCGGGCUUGGGACCGGCAGUAGCUCCCGGAGGGACUCCAGGCGGAGUUCAUUCAAAUUAAAAACUGUGUUUAAUAAGCUGAUAAUCAGAUUAGAUUACGUUUUGUCCCUGAUAUUGGUUAUUUUAUUGAAAAUUGUUAUAAACCACCGAUUAUCUACUUUUCUAAAUAGCAAGAACAAAGAUUAGUGCAGAAUAGCAUAAAUUCAUUUUAUUUCAUUAGGUUAUCAUAAGUUGCUUAAAACCUAAAAAUAUUUGAAAAUCAACGUUAUUACAGAUAUUGAUAUAAUGUGAUGUGAGCUACUUGUAUCCAGAUAAGUAGUAUAUAACGAUGGUCAGUCGUAGAAUGUAUUUCAGUAGAGGAUCGAGAAGGAAAGAACGGAAACUGAAAAUAAUUGGUAUGAAAAUGCAUGAACAAAGCAAUCUAAGGUGAUGGACUGAUAUUUACAAAGUAGUAGUCAAGAUUUAGACAAUUGAUUGAUAUUUUGCAAAUUAACUAUUCACUGUAUGGUUCUCAGAUUUAGUGACAUACUCUGUAAUUUUGUGUCUAGAUAUAUUUGAUUCUCCCCACUUGUGUUUUUGUUCACUAUUAUUCUUGUACAUUAGGGGGUGAUUAAGAAUGAAUAUAUGUACCAUGAUGUAACGAUGAUCUCGACAGAGUUAAUGAGAGAAAGUUCCAGAACAUUGGAAGAGUGAUUAGAACUUAUGAAGUUAACAACCAUUAGAUGAUUAUGCGACGAAGGUACUAAAAGUAGAUUAAUGGUAAUAAAGAAAGAUAUGAAUUGAAAUCAGUCAGUUAUGAGUGGAAGAAAAAUGACAAUGAUUUAAUUUGAACUUCAGAACGAGUUGAAAUAAUGAAUGAUGUAAUAAAUAAAAAGGAAGUUUAAUGUUAC
Messenger RNA from Schistosoma intercalatum, 2396 nucleotides. The record is from the annotation of a GenBank genome assembly. Lineage: Eukaryota; Metazoa; Platyhelminthes; Trematoda; Strigeidida; Schistosomatidae.